Wallemia ichthyophaga EXF-994 is the source of this 522-nucleotide messenger RNA. RefSeq lists its product as uncharacterized. The record is from RefSeq and is a predicted model, not a curated record. Lineage: Eukaryota; Fungi; Basidiomycota; Wallemiomycetes; Wallemiales; Wallemiaceae. The transcript is spliced from 3 exons. Bases 1 to 522 code for a protein of 173 amino acids.
AUGAACCUGCGAUCGAGAACGAGGAGCAUUUUCAAGUUUCCUGAAGAUUAUGACGAUGACUUGCUCGCUCAGCACCCAAAUCAAUUACUCGAUCAAGACCAACAAACAGAAAUUGUAACUGGGAUAGCUACAAAUAAUGCUGCAUCGAAUAAGAUUUACAGAUCAUUCACUCUCCUCUUCAUAGCCACCCACUUCUUAUCGUUACUGUUGCGUCUUGAUAUGCGCGGUAAUGUACUCAACCUCAUUGCACUUCUUUUCCCGCUUCCCUCUCUCCUUAACACUCUCACUCAACGUGAUCUGAUGCUGAUUGCACAUCCAGCACUCAGAAACAUCCCAGAACCCCGUUCUCACUUGCUCGGUCUCACUCUCAGCCUCUUCUGUCUCCUCUUAUAUCGCAAUACUGUUUCCACGCGAACAGUACUCGCACUCGCUUUCUCCACUAUCACUGAAACAUGGAUGAGGACUUGUGAAAAGGAGGCACAAGACCUGCAUAAGCUAAAGUAUGCCCAGAAAAGCGCCUGA